CCGGUGCUUCACCUGCAGGGCAUUGAAAUCAUCAUAAACUUAUAAUAAACUUAUAAUAAAGUUAUUAAAGUUGAGUUUGAGCUCUGACAGCGAUCCUGCACUGCACAGAGAGUCAGACUGAGCAGAUUCAUGCUGUUACAGAGGAGCUUGGUGAGGAUUUGAACCUGUUUGGGAACCUGUGGGGACAGAAUGAAGUUGAUGAGCUCGAAUAAACCAGCGCUCCCCUGGUUGGGCCUGGACGUCGGCGGGACUCUGGUGAAGCUGAUCUACUUCGAGCCGCGGGAAAUGACGGACGAGGACGCGGAGGAGCUGGAGACGCUGAGGACCGUGGGCUCGUACCUCACGUCCAGGACCUCGUACGGGGCGGCCGGCGUACGCGACGUUCACCUGGAGCUGCGCGAUCUGAGCGUGUGCGGACGCACCGGCACGCUGCACUUCAUCCGCUUCCCCACCGCCGCCCUCACGCCAUUCUUCAGCACCGGGAGGGAGGGGCACGUGGGCAAACUGCGCCGGACCGUCUACGCCACCGGGGGCGGGGCCUACAAGUUUGAGAACGACUUCAAGACGAAGGCCUGUGUGGACCUACAGAAGCUGGACGAGCUGGACUGUCUGAUCCGGGGUCUGCUGUACCUGGACUCGGUGGGGUUUAACGGGAAGCCCGAGUGUUAUUAUUUCGAGAGGGCGUCGGACCCGCAGCGCUGUGUGAAGCGCCCCUGUCACCUGGAGAACCCCUUCCCCAUGCUGCUGGUCAACAUCGGCUCGGGGGUGAGCGUCCUCGCCGUGCACUCCCCGAAAAACUACAGACGCAUCACUGGAACCAGUCUGGGUGGGGGUACGUUCCUGGGUUUGUGCUGUUUGUUGACAGGAUGUGACACGUUCGAGGAGGCGUUGGCGAUGGCGAGUGCGGGCGACAGCAACAACGUGGAUAAACUGGUGAAGGAUAUUUACGGAGGAAACUAUCAGCGCUUCAGCCUGCACGGGAACACCGUCGCUGCCAGUUUUGGUCACAUGAUGAGUAAGGAGAAGAGAAGCGGUAUCUGUAAGGAGGAUUUGGCGAGAGCGCUGCUGGUCUCCAUCACCAACAACAUCGGCUCCAUCGCCCGCAUGUGCGCCAUGAACGAGAACAUUAACAGGGUGGUUUUCGUGGGGAAUUUUCUGAGGAUCAACACGUUAUCCAUGAAGCUUCUCGCUCACGCCAUGGACUUCUGGUCUGAAGGACAAAUGAAGGCGCUUUUCUUAGAGCACGAGGGGUAUUUCGGAGCAGUUGGGGCUUUUUUGGAGCUCUUGAAGUCGUCUGAGGGCCCCUGAGAGACGUUGUUGGGGUUGCUGUAAAAUCUGAAUGAGGUUAAUCUGUGUAUAUAUUGUGUAUCAUAUAGAAAACAUAGGAUUGUUUUUUCUUUUCGGGGGUGGGUUGUGUAGUGAUUGUGUACAUGUGUAUUUUAUUGGGGGGUAAUGUAAAGAUAAAUGUUUUAUAACUGUUAAACAGCUCAGAAAAACAGAGAAUUUAUAUUUUCAAAAAUAUAUUUUAUAGCAGAAACUAAAAUAUUCCGGUGUAAAUUUUAUAUAUUAAAAUAUUUUAGAUUUUUCUGGUUGAUUUAUUUUCUUUCUAAAGGAAAGAUUUAAUUUAGUUUAAUUAGUUUUAUUUCCAUUUUAAAGGAAAUAUAAACUGUAGUGAUUAAAUCAUUCGCAUUUUAUACAUUUUAUAAUAUUUGUAUAAUAUUUUUGGGCAGAUUUGUGUUUUAAUAAUGAGUUUUAAUGCUGAUGAAAAUAUUUGAUAUUUCUGUACAGAAAUAAAAUAUAAUAUAUUUUUAAAUUAUUUUUUAGUGAUUUAGAUAAAAGAUUUUGUAUUUUACUGGCUGCUUGAUGUUGCUUUAAAAAAUGUAAAAUAAAAAAACUGUG
Molecule: messenger RNA, 1899 nt
Organism: Trichomycterus rosablanca
Lineage: Eukaryota; Metazoa; Chordata; Actinopteri; Siluriformes; Trichomycteridae
Gene: pank1a
Product: pantothenate kinase 1a
Exons: 7
Coding region: 190-1308 (372 amino acids)
Biological process (GO): coenzyme A biosynthetic process
Cellular component (GO): nucleus; cytosol
Molecular function (GO): pantothenate kinase activity; ATP binding
Source: RefSeq, a predicted model, not a curated record